UCUCACGCGCUUUAUUCAUUCCUCUUCUCUUCCCUUCUCUCUCUGUCUGAAAAAACCAUUAAUGACAUAAAAACAAAUCUUAUCAAUUUUUUUUUCUUACUCUGACAAAGUAAUAGAGAAAAAAAAAAAAGAUUGAAUCAUCAUCACCGUCGUCAAUCUAAAAACUUGCUCGAUCUAGUGGGAAUCUAUAAUUUUCACUUUUGCAUCUUUCAUUGAUUUGGGUUUUCUCGAAAUAGGUAGCUUGAGUCUUUUUCUUUCUUUGCAACCGCGUGAACCUACUAGCGAGCGAGCGUUUCCGCAAAUGUGACAGCUCAUCACUCUCACAACUUCUAACACUAGUUAUAUUAAGUUAACGAAGCAGGUACGACCAAAUACUUUGUCUGAAAAACAAGAAAAACAAAAAAAAACGCGGAGUUAUGAGAGUUAUCGACGGUUCUUUGCUUCGGCGGCUGAUUUGUCUUCUUAGCCUCUGGUGUCUUAUCGAUGGAGGAGUCACGGUGGUUGUGGCGGAGGAUGAGAGGAAAGUGAAAGAUAGACAGCUUAACCAGACUCCUACUUGGGCUGUUGCUGCUGUUUGUACUUUCUUCAUCGUUGUUUCUGUUCUUCUUGAAAAAGUACUUCACAAAGUUGGAAAGGUUCUAUGGGAUCGGCACAAGACAGCUCUUCUCGAUGCCUUGGAGAAGAUCAAAUCAGAGUUGAUGGUACUUGGAUUUAUCUCAUUGCUUCUGACAUUUGGACAAAGCUACAUUUUGGCGAUUUGUAUCCCUUCACAUGUUGCUCAUACGAUGCUCCCGUGUCCUGGUCCUAAACACUUGAAAAAAGAGGAAGAUGACGAUAAUGGUGAAAGUCACAGGAGACUCUUGUGGUUUGCACACAGAGUCCUAUCAGGAGGUGAAGCAUCUCCCAAAAAAUGCAAGAAGGAGGGUCAUGAAGAGCUUAUCUCUGCUGAGGCACUUCAUCAAUUGCACAUCCUUAUAUUCUUCUUAGCCAUUUUCCAUGUUAUGUACAGCUUUUUAACUAUGAUGCUUGGAAGGUUGAAGAUUCGCGGAUGGAAGCAUUGGGAGAAAGAGACAUCAUCCCAUAAUUACGAGUUUUCAACAGAUACUUCCAGAUUCAGGCUAACUCAUGAAACAUCUUUUGUAAGAGCACACACAAGUUUCUGGACUCGGAUUCCAAUCUUUUUCUAUAUUGGAUGCUUUUUCAGACAGUUUUUCAGAUCCGUUGGGAAAACUGACUACUUGACAUUGAGAAAUGGAUUCAUCUCUGUUCAUCUAGCUCCGGGUAGUCAAUUCAACUUCCAAAAAUACAUUAAAAGAUCGUUGGAGGAUGAUUUCAAGGUGGUCGUUGGAGUCAGCCCUGUCUUGUGGGGAUCUUUUGUGUUAUUCCUCCUUCUAAAUAUUGAAGGCUUCAAGAUGAUGUUCAUUGGAACUGCAGUGCCGGUUAUCAUAAUUUUAGCUGUAGGGACAAAGCUUCAAGCGAUUAUGACAAGGAUGGCUCUUGGAAUCACCGAUAGACAUGCGGUAGUUCAAGGAAUGCCGCUUGUACAAGGCAACGAUGAGUAUUUCUGGUUCGGUCGUCCCCAUUUGAUUCUCCAUCUCAUACAUUUCGCCUUGUUUCAGAACGCGUUUCAGAUCACGUAUUUCUUCUGGAUAUGGUAUGAAUUUGGAGAUAAUUCAUGCUACCAUCCUAAUUUCAAGAUUGCACUUCUAAAAGUAGGGAUCGCUGUAGCAGUAUUGUGUCUUUGCAGCUACAUCACACUUCCUCUUUACGCACUCGUAACUCAGAUGGGUUCGCGGAUGAAAAAAUCAGUAUUUGAUGAACAAACAUCAAAGGCACUCAAGAAAUGGAGAAUGGCAGUGAAGAAGAAGAAAGGUGUGAAAGCCACCACUAAGAGACUUGGUGGAGAGGGAAGCACGAGCCCUACAUCAUCAACGGUUAGGUCUACUUCAUCUGUACGAUCAUUGCAACGUUUCAAGACCACACCACAUUCGAUGAGAUACGUAGGACUUGACCCUGAAACAUCAGAUCUAGACACAGACAACGAAGCUUUGACUCCUCCCAGGUCUCCUCAAAGCUUCGAGCUUGUUGUGAAGGUUGAACCAGAUUCUAAAGAGAUCAAGACUGGUGAGACUAGUCGUGACACUGAAACUGAUUCUAAAGAGUUCUCUUUUGUCAAGCCUGCACCGAGUAAAGAACUAUCGCAAGACCGGUGAGAGACUAGCCGUGAUGGUAAAUCUGAUUCUAAAAAGUUCUUUUAAAGUUAAGCCUUCCCCGAGUAAAGAACCAUCGCAGUAAAAGAAUCAGAAUCUGUCACCCCGGAGCAUUGUUUUUGGUUUAUUAAUCUAAUACCUUUGUAAAUCAAAUGCCGUGGUGAAAAAGUAAUGUAUUGAUGACAAUAGUAAUUAAAUUAGGAUUUGCCCUUCUUCCAUUGCCAAUUAUAACAGUCCAGAUUCUGCCAA
Camelina sativa (false flax) is the source of this 2459-nucleotide messenger RNA. Its product is annotated as MLO-like protein 8. Gene Ontology annotation, biological process: defense response. Lineage: Eukaryota; Viridiplantae; Streptophyta; Magnoliopsida; Brassicales; Brassicaceae. Gene Ontology annotation, cellular component: membrane. The record is from RefSeq and is a predicted model, not a curated record.